GUGCUCAGUUGUGUCGCGCAUUGACCGCUUUCGCACCGUAGAGUCAGGCUCUUCUGUGGCAAUCCUCUCUUCUCUCUCUUUUUUUUUAUUUCGGAACAAAACAGCGCAGCAUCAUUGUCGCCGUUGUGAAAGUGCGUUGACCGAAUAUUUGAUAGAUACAUAAAAAUGGAAGCUGGAGGGGUAUUGACAGCAGAGCGUAGUCCAGCUCGUGCAAACUUACAUGUGGCAUUUACGGAGAAAGGUGAGGUAAAGGAGAAGAGAGAGAAGUUUUUGACUGCUAAGUAUGGAUCACAUCAAAUGUCUCUGAUUCGCAAAAGGCUUGCCGUAGAAAUGUGGCUUUUUGAAGAACUUCAAAAACUGUAUGAGACUGUGAAUGAGAAUGGAAACAGUAGAGAAGUUGAAGUAGAUAUUGAUGAGCUCCUUGACAUGGAUAGUGAUGAGCACAGAAAGAGUUAUUUACAAGCAUUGCUUGUUGAUGCCAAGAAACCACCUCAUGAUGUCAAGAAAUUUAUAAAUGAUUUAUUAGAGAAAGCCAAAACACUCUGAACUGCAAGAUUCAACUUUAGUGACACCUGCAUUGCAACACACAAAGAGUUGCAAUCAACUUGGCCCUGGAAGAUGUGUAAUAAAUAUGCAUUUUUCAGUGAGUUGCACAUUACAAGAACUGAUUUACUUACGUUAUUAGGCGAGGAUUUGGAUUAACAUGAUAGUCUUAUCAAGGAGUCUCACUCAACAAGUAUUAAAAUAUUUGAUUCUAUACAUUAUAUAAUGCAAGGUACAAUGUAGGAUUUUCUGUUUUUUAAAAUGAACAUUUUUUAAGAGCGAUAAACGUCUAGCUACAAAACGAGAAAAAUACAAAAUACCCGUAUUAUUAUUAAGAGCAAUUAAGCACUAAAUGUAGAAAUUGUUUUCGAGCGACCAAAUUGCUAGCUUAAAAAAAACUGCCUAAUUUUUGAUCUUGAAUAGAUUAAAAUCUUUUUGUCUAAAGCAACAUUCCUCAGAAAAUAAGUUGCGUACGUAUACAUACAUACGUAAAGAAAAUAAAAAUCGCGGUAGUCAUUGUGCGAUAUGGUUGUUUGUUUCAUGUAACGAUUUUAUUACGAGUUCUAUUUAUUUGCAUGUAAUUAAUUUGAUGUUCAUGUCAUUGAUAUAAUUUAUUUUAUCUUCCAUGUGAAUUAUUUUAAUAUUUUUGUUGUGGUGCUCUAUUCAUGCGUAAUAUGUCGACAAAUGAGUUUUUGAUUCUCAGAAUAUUUUUUGUUUUUCUUUUGUUUUUAGAAUGAUUAGUAUGAAAAUAGCAAUGGCUAUGGUACAAACUAUGUAUAAACUACCAUGCAAUUUUCACGGAAUUUUUUGUAUUAUCGCGAGAGCUGAAUUUAUUCUUUCACAUACCUGCACUAAAAUAUUUGAUGAAACUAUGAUGGCACUUCUGUUGUAUCAUGCCUGCAUCGUUAAGUGCCAAAUAGGGUAUAUAAACUACAGACAAAAAAUAAUCACGCCAAAUCAUGUAUGAAAUCGCAUUUAUCCGCUCAUAGUCGCGCGUUUAAUUGACUUUUAGAAACUUAGUAUGUGUAAUUUUUCGUCUCGAAGCACUGGGACUUGGACGACAGCUUCCGCCGCAUGAUCUCAAAAGUUCUUAGUCGAAGCUUCAUAUCUCAUCGCAAAACAUAACAAAAAAUGCUCCUUAACUUAAAUAUCGUAAUUAAAAGUAAAGCAGAUAAAAAAAACCGACCGACAUUAUGCAAUUUCGUAAUGAUCACCCUGCAUCCGUCCAAUGAAUUAAGAUUUGGAUAGGUAUAUUUUUGCAAGGGUGACUUGUACGUCGUCCAAUACAAUUGAACGAUCAUUUUUAUAUAGGAAAACAUGUAACGAAGCCGUGCAAUUUUUAGCUUUUAACAAAAAUGAUAGUUUAAUUAAACCAUCGUGUCAUGCAAUUUUUCGCAAAUUUUAGACAAUCACCAAAAUAAAAGAAAAUAAACGAACAAAAAAACAUAUUUCUCGUUUUUGUGGAUCAAUUUUAACGCAGAAGCUGUCGGAACAGCCUUCAUGAUUAACAUAUCUCAAUUUUCCAAGCCGCUUAUCUCUGUGGAAUAAGUGCCGGACCGGGAAAAUAUUAUUAUUAUCAAAAUAAAUGAAAUAAAGUAUAGUUUAUCGUUCGCUUAGCAUUUCUGGAAAAUUCGACUGCUUUUUUACAAUUAUUGAAAAAUGUUCGUCGUUUUGUCUUAAAAAAUAUUGUACCUUAUAAGAGCUUAUACCUUAAGCAUACGAGGCUUAUUUCUCAUAUAGAAUUUCUAAUAAAUGUUUAUUUACGAAAGUACGUAUUUUAAAGAGCUAACAUUUUAUACUUGAACAUUGAUGAGGGAUUAAACUCACAAGAGGCGCACGUAAUUCUGUGUUUGAUUGUACUUUAUCUCGAUUGUUGGUACUUGUUUACAUGUUCAAUAAGCAAGAAAGAAGAAGAAGUAGAUAGAGAGCGAAACUGAAAGUAUAUCGUAGCAAGCAAGUAUAUGAAGUGAAAGAUCUCUUUCUUUAUAUCGUCACUUUUUUUAUUUGGUAAAUAGGUAAUUUAUGAAGCAUUCAUAAGCAUCGACUGAUUUUGCAACGUAUCUUUUGUUGUAUUAUUGUAAAGCACAAUAGAAUUGUCGCGUAAAUAUAACCAAAACCUAUUCUAUCGAUGCUUAUCAUUGAAAAUUAUUAGCGCGUAACUCACACGACACACUAAUAUUAUUCAUUUGUAAGUUCGAUUAAUAAGUAUAAACCGACGAACCAUAAUAAUCAGACUUUGCGUAUACAUACAUGUAUAAUACACAAAGAUAGCUACGUUUGAAUUGAUCUGUAAGCCGCACACGUAUUUAUAUUCUGUAUAAUCAUGUCGACUGCAUCACGAUAUAUACACGACAAAUUUUUCAAUGUUCCAUGUGUCUGUAUGUAUGCAAAAAGAUGUAAGCCUCCCGCAUGCUUUUCGUUUUUUGUACAAGAUUAUAGCUUUUACAGCUCUUGCGCAAUAAUUAUUUUAUAGUCAAAUCAAAACCAUCACCGUAUGCAAUCGCAAUAAGGAAAUUUACUUUUUAGGCGGGCAUUAAAGAUUUUCCGUAGACCGUAAUCGGGCAAAACAGAUUUAUGAUAUUUAUUUAUUUUUAUUUUGACAUUCGAUUAGACUAGCAUCACAUAUCUGCGUAUAUGAUACAUACACAGGCUUUGUGUUCAUCUUUUGCAAAAACUAAUGCUUGAUCUCUUUGUUCACGUGCACACGUAUAUAAUGUAUAACGGACAGGUGCACUGGCAAAUCAAAAAGCGAACAGAAAGAAGAAACGAACGUUAAUAUAAGUACAUGCCUACACGUGUAUCAUUUGCGCCGAGUGAAAAAAAAGAAAGAGAAGGCAAUUUCGUUCUGUGGAGUAUAUGUCGUUACGAGAAGAAGAGUGAGCGCCCUUUAUAUCACGAUGAUCGACCGACUACAACAUUUUCGCAUUUUCGUGGAGUAAACCUUUUUAUGCGACGGUAAUAUUUGAGUGUAGGAAUCGAUUUAAUUAUAUAAUAUUCAAGCUUAAUUGAUAACUCAAGCAAAAAAUACGUACUAAAUAAUUUUCAUUGAUAGGCAUACAAUGUUCUGCAUCGGAAAAACUCCAUUGUUGUAGGAAAAUUGAGUUGUAUGUAUCUUUUGUCGUGGUUGGUUCUAAAAUUUCAAUAAUUGUUCAACGAAAAAAAAAAUAAGAUAACAAGUAAAUUAGCGCACAAAAUAGAAACAACGUUGAAAUGUACUUCAACACGCCGAGUUGUAUUGUUGCGAUCGAUUGAGCUGUGAUAAUUUAAUCGAGAAAAAAAAAAUAAUUCUUGCCUCCUUCACUUUCUCUAUUCUUUUUUGUUAGUACGCUCGCAGUGUAAGAAAAAGAAAGAGUGACGAAGAAGCUGAAGUAUUGCAACCAAAGAUUGACCGAUCAGACAUAGGAUGAACAAUAAUUAAGCGGCGUUUUCCGAAUGAAUUUAUCACACUCAUAAAAAUUCUUAUUUUUCCCUUUCGCGCUGCGCUAAAGUAAGUGUAUGAAUAGCCGAAAAUGAAAAGCUUUUUGCUCUUCGACGAGGAUUUAUCAAUUUUUUUGAAGAAAAAAUCUCACCGUGAAAUUUUCUAUAAAUAAGCAAAACUGUCAGAGAAUAUUUUCACACUGUACUUACUUUCAAUAUCUUGGGAAAAGAUCCAGUUAUGUCGAAGAGCGAAAGUUUCUUUUCUUCCAAGAAAAAAAAUUGUUUUUAGUAAUAUAUCGAUGGGAUUCAUGAUGAAUGGAGCUGAAUACAAUUGUAACGCGAUUAUACAUAUAUAAAUGAUAUUUACUUUGAUAGUGGAUUGUAGUUAACUGUGUGAAAACUAAACAAACAAAAAAACUAUUGGUAUUUUCUGAUUUUUAUACGUUUGUGUCAAUCGUCUGAAUAAUGAGUAUACUGUCUUAAACGAACAUAGGACUUUAAAAAAACGAACAAAUUUCAUGCUGAAUGAGCGACAGUUUAACAUGUCAUGAUUGAAUUAGAAUAUCUUGUGCGAUACAAGUGAUGAUUUAGAAAACAAUACACGAUUUAAAAUGGUGAUUUGCAUUUGUUAUUGAUCUCUUAUUCCCUUCUGGUCUCAGCUUACGUUUUAA
Phymastichus coffea is the source of this 4631-nucleotide messenger RNA. Its product is annotated as protein phosphatase 1 regulatory subunit 14C. The transcript has 5 exons. The record is from RefSeq and is a predicted model, not a curated record. Bases 166 to 546 code for a protein of 126 amino acids. Gene Ontology annotation, cellular component: cytoplasm. NCBI's taxonomy places the organism in Eukaryota, Metazoa, Arthropoda, Insecta, Hymenoptera, Eulophidae. Gene Ontology annotation, biological process: regulation of phosphorylation. Gene Ontology annotation, molecular function: protein serine/threonine phosphatase inhibitor activity.